UAUAUAAACAUUAAAUAAGUAUACUUUAUUCCCCAAAUCUGGGAAUUUUCCCAAUAAUCUAUCGCACUUAUCUGUCCGAUAGCCGGAGUUGUGACACACUAGAGUACAGUGACGACUGGAUCUCCACCUUUAAGUUCUAUUAGCAAGUCAAUUGAAGCUCUAUUUUUCAAAUUCGGAGCUCCAAUUAGGAAAAUAUGGGUCGUUCUCGGGCCGUACAUCAGUCCGCCGAUGAUGAUCCAAGUCAGAGGUCAAAGAGAAAAAGGACAGUACCAAAUGUGGAGAAUUUUGAUACUGCAGCUGCUGGCCAAGUAUUGAGCGACGGGAAAAAAGCCUUGUACCAUUGCAAUUAUUGCAAUAAAGACAUCUCUGGAAGGAUUCGAAUUAAAUGUGCUGUGUGCUCUGACUUUGAUCUUUGUGUGGAAUGCUUUUCUGUUGGAGCAGAAGUGCAACCUCACAAAAGCAAUCAUCUGUAUAGGGUUAUGGAUAACCUGUCAUUUCCUCUUAUAUGUGCUGACUGGAAUGCAGAUGAGGAAAUGUUACUUCUAGAGGGCAUGGAAAUGUACGGAUUGGCAAACUGGGCUGAAGUUGCAGAACAUGUUGGAACAAAAAGUAAAUUGCAGUGUAUUGACCAUUAUAAUACCAUAUAUAUUAAUUCUCCUUGUUUUCCGCUUCCGGACAUGUCUCACGUUAUGGGAAAGAGCAGAGAGGAACUUCUUGCCAUGGCCAAGGAGCAAGGAUAUGCUGCUCCCCAGGAAGUGAAUGUUAAAGAAGAGUCUCCAUUCUCUGCAAGAAUCAAGAUGGAAGAUCAACGGGAAGAAAAUUCAGCUGGACUUGCCUCAGUUGGAGGUUCUGCUUCUGGUACAUUGACAGGAGCUGGAAAGAGGACAUCUGGCGUACUCCAUAGUAAGGAGAAUCAUGAUAGCAUCAAAGUGGAAGGUUGUCCUGCAGACAGGAGUGUCGGAGAGAAAAAGCCUAGAACUGCAAUGGAUGAGGGCCCUUCUAUGACAGAAUUGAGUGGUUAUAAUUCCAAGAGAGAGGAGUUUGAAAUUGAAUACGAUANACAAGAUCUUCAGGAUGCCCGAGCUGCUGGUUGCCGAACUUCAGCUGAGGCUGAAAGAUAUAUUGAACAAAAGAGAAAGCGGGAAACUGAAGAAAAUUUGCUUAGACUAAAGGAGAACUCCCAGAGUGGCCCAAGUGGCAAAUAUUUGCAAAGAGCAGGUCACUUUAAAGUGGAGCAUAACAGCAGCCCCAGAGGAGUUGCUACAGGCCCUGAAAUGCUGGAUUCUUGUUACAAGGACUUAUCAUCAACCACUGCACCACAUGGUGUUGGAAGUGCUUUAGACGUUUGGGAUGUCAGUGGCUUUUUCGGGGCUGAGUUACUCUCAGAAGCUGAAAAACAGCUUUGUGAUGAGAUCAGGAUCCUGCCGGCUCAUUAUCUAAACAUGUUGCAGACCAUGUCUAUGGGGAUCUUGAAUGGCAACAUCACCAAGAAGUCUGAUGCUCAUGGUCUGUUCAAUGUUGAUCCGAAUAAGUUGGACAAAGUGUAUGAGAUGCUUGUUAAAAAGGGCAUUGCUCAAGCAUAAUAUUGCUACUUCUCAGGUUCAAGCAUGAUUUCACUACUUUGUACCAAAAUGGCAAAUGAUGUAAGAUGGCUAACCUUUUUGCUUGAAUUCUUCCAAAUUAUCUAAAGCUUUACGUUAGAAUGAAGGUUGCUGAAGAUAUUGCUGUUCAAAGGUAUCAAGUAUUUGUAACGAGAAGAAAAGCCAUGCAGUAGAAAUCCAUUAUAAUGUUACCAUUGUAGAUGUGAGAGUCGUAACACUAGUUUUUUACAGUGUUCCCUUAGCAUUGUAGUUAUUAUGGCUUUGAAGAAAAGUAGUGUGUUGUUAAUGUUGCUGUUGUUUGAGGCAUGCGUAUACGUGAAGUUGAUACAUAAAAUUAGAUUAAGAAUAUUUGCUGGUUAAAAGCUAGUUUUAACAAAUGUGUCUUUUGUAAUGUUUUUUUCCUCAAAACAGUGCAGUUGGAUUGAGUAUCUA
Nicotiana tabacum (common tobacco) is the source of this 2033-nucleotide messenger RNA. The record is from RefSeq and is a predicted model, not a curated record. Lineage: Eukaryota; Viridiplantae; Streptophyta; Magnoliopsida; Solanales; Solanaceae.